This is a messenger RNA of Laetiporus sulphureus 93-53, 1079 nucleotides long. RefSeq names its product nucleic acid-binding protein. The record is from RefSeq and is a predicted model, not a curated record. NCBI's taxonomy places the organism in Eukaryota, Fungi, Basidiomycota, Agaricomycetes, Polyporales, Laetiporaceae. Gene Ontology annotation, biological process: nucleotide-excision repair; double-strand break repair via homologous recombination; DNA replication. Gene Ontology annotation, cellular component: DNA replication factor A complex; site of double-strand break; chromosome, telomeric region. Bases 72 to 887 code for a protein of 271 amino acids. The transcript has 7 exons.
CGCGUCGCGUCGCGUUUCUCAUCUUGACACUCACAUUCGUCCCUCCAAAAACACUUCGUGAUCCGGCAGCCAUGAGUCAAUACAAUGAGUACGGCAAUAACAACCCCUAUUACCAGAACGGAGGCGCCGGUGGGGGAGGCGGAUACUUGGCAGGGAGUUCGCCGUUUGGUGGCACUGGUGGCAGCCCAGGCGGUCCUUUCAAGCCCCAUUCAGAAGCCGAAUGGAUGAUAGACAAUCAUGAGAUUGGGCAGGUCUCGGUCGUCGGACAUGUAGUGAGCAUCAACAGCCAGACGACGAAUUGCGUCUAUUGGCUAGAUGAUGGCACCGAGAGGAUAGAAGCGCGGCACUGGGUUGACAGCACAAGUGAAGACGAUACAGAGCGAUGGGGAGGCAUCACGGAGGCCAUGUAUAUUCAUGUCAUGGGCAGCCUGAAGUCGUUUGGGAACAAGCGCUACAUCAACGCAAAUCACAUUCGAAAAGUGACCGCCGUUCAUGAAAUUUUAUCUCAUGUCUCCUCUGCAAUGGUGGUGACCCUUACGCUCGAGAGAGGGCCGCCUCCGAGGCCAAGCGAGGCCGGAAGCAUUCACACAACGAAUGGCGGUGUCACGAACCAGCAUGCGGGUUCUUCAGCGUAUGUGCCACAAGCGCAAGGUGGUUUGUCAAGGGAAGAAUACGCACGCCUCUCACCGGUGCAACGCAAGAUCGUGGAGUUCAUGGUGGUCCAGCCGCCCAAGGAGGAGGGCAUCAAUGUUGGGGCUAUAGCAAGAGCUCUGAGUGAUGACGUCAAAGACGCAGCUAUCAUAAGCGAGGCAUUGGAUAAACUGAUGGACGAAGGAUUUGUCUACACUACGAUUGACGAGUCUCACUUCAGUCUGGCGAAUGUAUGAUUUUGGCCGCGCCUGCUGUACCUAUUAUUCGAUUCUCGCGCGUGUUGUUCCAAACAAUGGGCGGGCCGACGAGCCGGUGCAUGCCCAUACGCGCGACUACUUAGGCUCGGAUUUCGAUAGACUUUGUAUGGUCGCUCUCUGUGCCGGCUUAGAGCGUCAACACACAGCAAAGAAACCGUCUUACCUGCCUGA